Molecule: messenger RNA, 1590 nt
Organism: Sitodiplosis mosellana (orange wheat blossom midge)
Lineage: Eukaryota; Metazoa; Arthropoda; Insecta; Diptera; Cecidomyiidae
Product: tigger transposable element-derived protein 2-like
Exons: 1
Coding region: 1-738 (245 amino acids)
Cellular component (GO): nucleus
Molecular function (GO): DNA binding
Source: RefSeq, a predicted model, not a curated record
AUGAUUGACGAGAGUGAGGUGAUAAUCGACGAAAGUCGAAAGAAUAAUUUUCUAUCGUUGAAAGACAAAGCGGAAAUUUUGGAGCGACUGGAUCAGGGAGAGUCUGCGACAAACUUGGCUUCAGAAUAUGGCAUAUCAAAAUCGACAAUAUCAAGAUUUAAAAAGCGAAAAGAAACCAUUCACAUGGCGAUUACAUCGAUAUAUCCAAAUAAUACUGAUCGAAGAACGUUGCGGGGAACGUUUCAUCCGAAAAUGGAACAAGCGCUAUAUAAAUGGUAUGUAGAGCAAAGCAAUCAGAAUGUAGACGUUUCAACGGCAAUGUUACGUAGCCAAGCCCAAAUUUUCUACGCUGAAUUCCAAGAGAAUAACUACACGUUUUCGGCAAGCACAGGUUGGAUAAAAAAUUUCAAAAAACGUUUCGGUAUCGGUCGCCUGAGCGGUAAUAAAAAUACUGAACCACGCAAACGUAAGACAGUCAACACAGACGACGCACUGGAGUGUGAAACAAUUGAAUAUUUGAUUGAAACGACACCGGAUUGUAAGCCGAAUUUUGCACAACAGAUCACAUGCACGAUAAAACCAAAGGCUGAGAUUACGGAGGAGGAAUUUGUUGACGACAACGAAGCAUAUCGAUGUUUGGAAACUGUGAUAAAAUGGUCAAUGCAACGGGGAAUGGACAGACUCUACUUGACCAUGCUGCGAAAACUCAAAUCCAAAGCACGCAAAGGAAGGAAAUAGCGUAUAAAAACGAUGACUUAGAAAUAAUGACAAAAAAGUGUUCAAAACCGAAUUCGUUUAGACCAUUAAGAAUGAGUUAGUUAGUUUUUCGUAUCAAGUGACUAAUGUUGUUUACUAGCCCAAUAAAAGCGAAAAUUUGUGUACUACAAAAAAUUCUUCUAGAUUAUCUCAUUCACAUGUUCUUCUCAGUAAAUUGAAAUCAAUUUGUCAUUCGAUGAAUUAGCAACUUCCACUUUUCUGCCGUUGAAGAGGACUGUCUGAUAAAUUGAAUACCACGGAAACACAUGACACAUAAUUGAAUCACAGAUUGACGAAGACAAUUUGCAAUUACCAUACGAUUCAUGUUGUACCGCUUACCGAGCGACACACAUCCACAUCGUUCCAAUACAUACCAUCGGUUCAACGUGUGUUGAUAAUCGGUAGGUCGUCCGUUUCUAUUUGUGUGUAUAUCGUAUGGUGGAGUUGUGAGUGUGUUAUGGUGACUGCUGCAAUAAUAGCAACAACAACAAUAACAGCAAUUCACCGUCCGUCGCAUGACGGUCGUUCGGCUAAAAAGACAGCUAACUUACUCGGUCGGCUUUCAGUUCAGUAUUGAAUCUCGCCGGCAUCGCAUUCCGAAUCGCUUAUUCCGAAGUGUGUUUCAUUUUUAGUUCAUUGUAUUCGAACGAAAAAGUAAAAAAAGAAAAAAAAUUUCAAACACAAACUUCUUUUGCGUUAGUGUGUGUCCAUUGAAACACAGUAUCUCGUGCUAAUAAGAAUAAUUCGUUGAAUUCUUAGUUCAGCUUUUUGUGCAAAAGUGUUCAAGUUUUUUUUUUCGUGUGUGACAAGAACGAACCUUGGGUGUGUCAAUAA